AUGCCCAACCAGGCUGAUCUACCCCAAAAGAUAGAUAACAAAUAUCUUACACUGAUAUAUAAAAAGAACGGCUCGUUUGACAAACAGCGGAAACGCUUGCUUGCAAACUUCAAGACCUCACAGACGCAUUCCAACCUUCUCCUUAAGUUAAAGCUUAUGGUAGAAUCUAAGAUAAAAGCAGACCCUUCCAUACUAAUGAAGAACAAGGGUAAGAUGGCUGCUUUAAUACAAGGUGAGAUUAUAAGCAAUAACUCCGGCUCAAACAUUCUAGAUAUUGUCGACAAGGAUAUUCAGGAGAAGAUUAUUGACUCACCAGAAUUCCAUGAUAGCCUCAAGGUUGAGCUCAAGGAUAUACGACGUAAGGCGCUUGGGAUUAGUGAUGAGGAUUAUGCGAAACAGCUAGAGGAAGAAGCCAGGGCGCAGAAAGAAGAAGCGGAGAGGAAGCAAAGGGAGCAGGCAGAGAAGGAACUCGCUUACAAGAACAACUUCAAGGUUAAACAGCUAGCAGCACCACCUAGGCAAGCAAGACCUCCACGCUUCAAUCUACCGACUCGUGAAAGAGACAGCUACCGCGGACGUGCCAACAACGGGAGGCACACUGAUAGGUAUGAAAGACCAGGCUCUGGUCAGCAAUGGUCCCAUGAUGAUCGUAACGGAAGGCCAUCUUCUAGUCAUAUGAUGUACUAA
Molecule: messenger RNA, 687 nt
Organism: Candidozyma duobushaemuli
Lineage: Eukaryota; Fungi; Ascomycota; Pichiomycetes; Serinales; Metschnikowiaceae
Exons: 1
Coding region: 1-687 (228 amino acids)
Source: RefSeq, a predicted model, not a curated record